AUGACUGCAAUUGGUGUGCCGAUAAAAAUUUUACAUGAAGCUGAAGGUCAUACCGUCACAUUGGAAACAACAAUUGGUGAAACAUUUCGAGGCGUUUUAAUUGAGGCUGAGGACAAUAUGAACUGCCAGAUGAGGGAUGUGAAAGUUACUCACAGAAAUGGACAAACUCAGGACUUGGCUAAUGUUUUCAUUCGUGGUUCCAAAAUCAGAUUCAUGAUUUUGCCCGAUAUGCUUAAAAAUGCUCCUAUGUUUAAGAACAUUGGGCGUGCCCAGAAAGGUGCGGUUGGUAUGGGAUUGGGAGAUAAUCGUGAUGGACGAGGUCUUCGAGGAGGUCGAGGAACUGCAUUUCGCGGUCGCGCAGCAAGCAGAGGUGGUCCUGUUCGGCCGGCCACAAAUCGCGGAGGUUUUCGUGCGUAA
This is a messenger RNA of Dracunculus medinensis (Guinea worm), 417 nucleotides long. NCBI's taxonomy places the organism in Eukaryota, Metazoa, Nematoda, Chromadorea, Rhabditida, Dracunculidae. The record is from the annotation of a GenBank genome assembly.